Messenger RNA from Phanerochaete carnosa HHB-10118-sp, 1990 nucleotides. RefSeq lists its product as uncharacterized. Lineage: Eukaryota; Fungi; Basidiomycota; Agaricomycetes; Polyporales; Phanerochaetaceae. The transcript has 4 exons. Bases 116 to 1714 code for a protein of 532 amino acids. Gene Ontology annotation, biological process: regulation of transcription by RNA polymerase II. Gene Ontology annotation, cellular component: nucleus. The record is from RefSeq and is a predicted model, not a curated record. Gene Ontology annotation, molecular function: DNA-binding transcription factor activity, RNA polymerase II-specific; RNA polymerase II cis-regulatory region sequence-specific DNA binding.
CCUUCUUGUUUCUCAAUCGGGAGCAACGCCUUGGUUCUUGCCAUACGCUAGACAGAACACGCCUUUACUCUCACAUCAGCUCUUAAUAUCGUCUCAACUGUAUCCUUAGACAAACAUGCCCGUUUCUCGUUCGCUCCAGCGCCGCAGGAGGUCCUCGCUCGGUGUCGCUGCCAGUCUCAGCUCCAUCAAGCCAGGCAACUACGGAAUCACGACAUCACCCCGCAACGUCACCUUUGCUCCAAACGUCACCCCCGGCACCUUCGUCGAGGAAACGGAGGGAGCAGAAGACUAUGCAACGGAGGUCCCCUCGCCCUCAGACGCUCUCUUCCCUCCUGCCGAUGCUCUGAACGCCGCCGCCCCGACGCGUCGAAGGCAGCCGCCAGGCAAGCGCCGUUCCCAGGGCUACAUCCCACGCCCGCCAAACGCCUUCAUGCUCUUCCGCGCAAACUUCGUCCGCCAAAAGCACGUCCCGGGCUCGAUCGAGACCAACCACGGUUCGCUGUCCAAAAUCAUCGGCAACUGCUGGAAAGCCCUGCCAGAGGCGGAGAAGAAAGUGUGGGAAGCGCGUGCCAAGAAGGCGAAGGCGGAGCACAAGGAGAUGUACCCCAACUAUCGCUUCCGGCCGGUGCACAACAAGAACAAGAGCAAGCAGAAGAAGGGAAAGGUGACCCUCGACGAGCCCGAAGAGCGGCGCUGCGAGGAGGUUGCCCAGCUGCUCCUUGAGGGCAAGAAGGGCGACGAGCUCCUUGCCGCAGUUCGGCGGCUAGACCUCGACCGUCAGCAACCUUCGUCGGCCUCGGCCAGCCCUAUGCCUGCUCCGUAUCCCCAGCUCGCGAUGCCCGCGCCGAUGUACCCGAUGUUCCAGCAGCACCGUCGCUCGUCGUCAGCUCCGCCGGGAGCCUUCCACAUGCCGAUCGCGGUCCCGACCUUGCAGGAUUACUUCCCCAGUCAUCCUUCGUCUCGGGCCGAUACUCCCGUUCGCAACAUUGCGGGCUAUCGGGACAUCAGGCGGCCAUCGAGUGCUGGUCCGUCGUACUACAUGGACUGGGCCUCUGGCAUGGCCAUGUCCGGGGCACCGGUGACCUUCGAGAACCUGCAGCCCGACAACGAUCCGCUUCCUGAUGUCAACACGGCGUUCUUCAACCCAGGGUUCUCAGUGUCUGGCUUCGGCGGCGCCCAGGACAGCGCAAUUUUCGGCGACCCUGGCGCGAACACCUCGCUCGCUCUCAGCAUCGGCCCUCUCGACGGAGGCUCCGUGGACCCGCUUUCGGACACGCUCUCUCCCUCCUCGACCACGACGUCGUCCACGUACCCGUUCUCGGCCAUCACGCCCGUGAACGGCAUGCCGUGGAUGCCGCACCAAGAGGAGCUCACGCCGUCCGCGUCGCCCUCCGGCUUCUCGGUGUCACCCCCGCCAGCGCACAACUUCGACGCGCACCAGGACAUGGGCAUGGGCAUGUACGCCGCCGUGCAGGCAGAGCAGCUCUCGUGGGCGUCGCAGGACGUCGCCGUCGCGGGCCACGACGGACUCGCGUACGCCCAGGCGGCUGAGUACGGCGACCCGCGCGUCGCGAUGAACGAGUACGCGGUAUACGGCGUCGAGCAGCACUACGCCGGCGGCGGUGCACCACCCUGUGGCUUGGAGGCGGACGGCUUCCAGUACCAGGACGAGAUGCAGUACCACCACCAUCCUGUCGAGAUCUCUCAGUACUAGACGAACCCUGAUACGACCCCGGACUUGACCACUCAUCCGUCUUGGGUGAUACCUGUUAUUUCUUCAUCGCUGUUCGCUCUGUGUUGUUGUUCCUUCUUUCCAUUCACGAUUGCUGCAACGACCUGCGCAUUUGACGGAUUGUUUUGAUUCCCAGACAUACUUGUAGCCGUAUCUCGCCUCGUUACCCCCCUGUGUAGCAUACCACCGUACGUUAUACCUGUGUAAUUCUCGCUUGUGCUUGUUAUCUACUUCUAAUAGAAGUAUUAUCUCCAUGUC